UCUGAGAGACCAAGGGACGAUUGCGUCCAGCUCUUUCAGGCUUCACAUCGACUCUGCAGUGCCCCGUGCGACAAUGUCAGGGUCGCUCCUGUGUGACGGCUGCAACCGCAACCGCGUGCUCAGUGAUGUUCUCGCAUUCGACGGUGAUCUUCUCACGCCUGUCAGCCUCCAGGAAAUCGGCGUUCACCUCUUCCCAGGCGUCUCGCCCUUUGAGUCCCGCCCCGCCGCCAUCAUCACGGGUCUGCUCGCCCAGGGGAAUUCGUCCAUCACCUUGGCCGGCGUCUCCGUUAUCCUCGAACCCUGUAGGUUCCUAUCUUACGCUCCCUAAAUCUACCUACGAUAGUAUCGUCUUGCACCUUCCAGUCUCGUACAACGCCUCCCUUGGCCACUACCUUUGGAACGACUCCUCCCCGCGCUAUAGCCGCAUCGUCGCGUCGGCCUCGGCCCUCACCUUUGCAAUCAUGAGCGCGGCGCGACUAACUCCCAGUCGGCCCCGUCAACGUGCCCUCCCGCCGCCUCAACCUCACGCUUUCGCCGUCAUUCACCGCCGCGCCCGUCCUGUACUUCCCCUGCUUCAACGGCGGC
Thermothielavioides terrestris NRRL 8126 is the source of this 585-nucleotide messenger RNA. RefSeq lists its product as uncharacterized. The coding region runs from base 74 to 328 and encodes 84 amino acids. The record is from RefSeq and is a predicted model, not a curated record. The transcript has a single exon. Lineage: Eukaryota; Fungi; Ascomycota; Sordariomycetes; Sordariales; Chaetomiaceae.